Molecule: messenger RNA, 1479 nt
Organism: Cadophora gregata
Lineage: Eukaryota; Fungi; Ascomycota; Leotiomycetes; Helotiales; Ploettnerulaceae
Exons: 2
Coding region: 1-1479 (492 amino acids)
Source: RefSeq, a predicted model, not a curated record
AUGCCUCUCAUGGAGACAGUUACAAUAAUAAACAAGUCCGGGAAGGUCGUCAGUACCGGCAAGCACCUAGUCAAUAUCUUCAAAGAUGCGAAGGAUGCGUACCAAGACAAGAAAGCCGAGCUCAAAGCCGAUCACCACGCCCGAAUCAAGCACAAGAACGAUCAGAAGCUCCUACAAGCUCGGGAAGAGACUCGAUCAACCACAUCCUCAAGACAUUCCCAUCGCUCUCGCUCCCACAAACACAGAGAUCCUGCUGCUGGCCCAUCCAGACCUCCGCUCACUGAAAGAAAUCUAUCGCACAUUUCCGAGGGCAGCGUCACAUCAUCUCGAAGAAGUCGAAGUCACCAUGGAUCCCGUACUGGUCCUCACAGCCCUCGCGAGUACCAUCCUCCUCAAGUCGCAACCGAAAUGUCGCAGCCAGUCCUCCAAAGACGACACACCGACUUCCCAGAUGCAUCGCCUAGUGUUGCAUCGGGCACACUUCCACCACCCUAUACCUCACAGCUCUCAAGAAUGCCGCCCCGCAGCCAGUCGAAUCCAGACUUCCAUUCAGACGAUGUUGACAUGAACCUCGCGUAUGGCAAGCUUCCACCGGAUCUACAAGUCGCACAAGUGGAUGAUCUGGAGAAGGAACAAGAGUUGAAAGCUACAAUGAACAAGCUCGACGAGUUGCUGCUGGAAGCGCAUUGCUUGCAGCACUCCGCUACGACAAUCAUCGCAAAUCUCCAAGCCAACCCAGAAGCAAUGGCAGCUGUAGCUCUGACUCUUGCCGAGCUUUCCAACAUCUUGACGAAGAUGUCGCCUGGUAUCCUCACAGCAUUGAAAUCAUCUUCACCAGCAGUCUUUGCCCUUCUCGCUUCCCCUCAAUUCCUCAUUGCAGGAGGUGUUGCUCUUGGAGUUACAGUCGUCAUGUUCGGCGGGUACAAGAUCAUCAAGAAGAUUCAAGCCAAUAAUGAAGCUCAAAAAGAUGCCAACCGCAUGGAAGAGGCGAUGGUGUAUGAAGGCACAGAGAUGGGCAGCAUUGACACUUGGAGGCGAGGUAUUGCCGAUGCCGAGGUGGAGAGUGUGGCAACCAGCGUUGAUGGAGAGUUCAUCACCCCUGAGGCAGCAAGACAGAAAAAAGAGCGGAUCAAGGAACGCAAAAGAGAAGAGAGGAGAGAAGAGCGUCAUGGAAAGAGUGUUCGGGCGGAGAGUGUCGUCAGUGGAAGCGUCAGAAGUGAACGCACUGUUCGAAAAGCUGGUAGCGAGGCGACUCUUCGUCAACGAGACAUCCCCAUCCGCUCAUCUAGUACGAUGCCUCCUUCUGAGAGCGGUCGUAGCUCGAGAAGCCGCAAGGAGAGUAAAGGAAAGGAGCUUGUGGUCGUGUCAGAGAAGGAGAAGAAGAAGAAGAGUGCUCUUUCUGUAAUCUUCAAGCGCAGUAAGGACAAGGGCAAGGACAUCAGAGAGAGCACUGUCUCGCACCGUCCUCGCGUCGUGUAG